AUGACGGCGGAAACGCACCGGUGGUGGUUCGGUGACGACGACGACGCGACGACGACGACGUCGUACGCGCGUGAGGACACGCAGAACGUCGUCGAUGAUCCCGUGCGAGAGAUAUCGCGCGUGGUGGAUCCAGGGCAGACGCGACGGAUCGGGAACGGCGGGACGGCGCAGUCGCGCUCGGCGAUUUUGCACUCGCUCGCGAGCAUAGAGAGCUGGGCGAUGCUCUUGGCCUGGGACGCGAUUCAGCGGUUCGGUGUGGCUCGAAAUAUGCCGAAAGAGUUUUAUGAUGAUUUCGUCGAGCUCGCGGCGGAUGAAGGGCGGCAUUUCGCGCUGUUGUCGCGAAGAUUGGACGAGUGCGGCGUCGUGCGAUUCGGCGAGCUGGAGGCGCACGACGGGCUGUGGCGGACGGCGAAAGAGACGGCGCAUUCGCUCGAGGCGAGGCUCGCGGUGGAGCACUGCGUGCACGAAGCGCGGGGUUUGGAUGUUUUGCCGCAGACGAUCGGGAAGUUUCGUCGGAACGGGGACGAGGCGUCGGCGACGUUGUUGGAAACCGUCAUUUAUCCAGAGGAGAUCACGCACUGCGCUUCGGGGCUGCGCUGGUUUAAAUAUUUGCACGCCCGGGAAGUCGACGGCGGUGAUGUCGGUGAAGAAACAGAGGAGAGCGGCGUGGUGAAGGCGUUCCAUGAGAUUGUCCGUGAGUAUUUUCACGGCGCGCUCAAACCGCCGUUCAACGACGAGGCCAGAGCCAAGGCUGGCUUCACGCCGGUGUGGUACGAGCCUCUCGCGACAAAGGUGCAUGCACAAUAG
Messenger RNA from Ostreococcus lucimarinus CCE9901, 807 nucleotides. RefSeq lists its product with no specific name. The record is from RefSeq and is a predicted model, not a curated record. The coding region runs from base 1 to 807 and encodes 268 amino acids. Lineage: Eukaryota; Viridiplantae; Chlorophyta; Mamiellophyceae; Mamiellales; Bathycoccaceae. The transcript has a single exon.